Molecule: messenger RNA, 315 nt
Organism: Aspergillus terreus NIH2624
Lineage: Eukaryota; Fungi; Ascomycota; Eurotiomycetes; Eurotiales; Aspergillaceae
Exons: 1
Coding region: 1-315 (104 amino acids)
Source: RefSeq, a predicted model, not a curated record
AUGAAGAUCCCCGAGGCGCUUUCCCUUCUAGUAACCAGUCUUCCAGCCUGCUACGGCUGGGAGAUGAUGAAGCUUUCGAGCACAGCGGUAUCAGGAUUCGACAGCAUUGGAAGCGACCUGGAGGGGGCGUGCAUCACGAACUAUACCAUCCCUCAAGGAACCAGGUUCCGGCUCGACGGUAUAGCCGGUGGCUUCACAGUGGAACUUUUCGCAGACUUCAUAUGUCGAACACAUCCUACCGGGAAUUAUUCCACAGAUGGCGAAAUUGUGGCUGUGGAGACGUGGAACAGUUUCUGGGUCCGCAGGCAGUUGUGA